UCAGGAUGUGGAGGAGGCCCUUAGUUUGCUGGCGGUUUGUCAGCGACCGAUCCCGGUGUCGGCGCUUGUUUCCUAUCUCCACGCCAUGGCCAAGCUUUCCGAUGGCGAUGCCUUCGGUCCAGUGGAAGGUUUAGAGACCCUGGCCUGCGACCCGCGGCUGGUGGGCCUGCUGAUGGAGCUCAGGCAGAGGGCGCAAGAGUUGACCACCUCACGGAGCAUGAUGCGUGUGGUGUGGGCCCUGGGCAAGCUGAGCCUGAAGGGCAAGGAAGUCCAGGCCAUCAUCGGCCACAUCGCUUUGCUGGCCCCGCCGCGUCUUUCGCAGUUCUCGUCGCAGGAGCUGUCGAACAUGCUUUGGGGCCUCGCAAGGAUGAACGACGGCGUCAAACUCCAGGUCCAGGAAGCAAUACCGCUCGCGUAUGCUGUUAUGAAAGCAGGUGCUUCGCGGCUUCAUAGCUUCAGCAUCCAGUGCCUCACCAACAGCAUUUGGGCUGUCGCCAAGCUUGGGCUCCGCGGCCAGGAGGCCAACGUAUUUGCACGGGAGUGCAUCCUUCAGAUCCACUCCGUGAUGUUCAAGGAGAUGUCCCCACAGGGCCUUGCCAACAGCCUCUGGGCAUGUGCCAAGCUCCAGUGUGACAGAGAGCCCGUGUUGGAGCCGGAGGUGGCCAACCGCUUCUGCGUGGACGCUGCCCGCCGUGCCACGGCCUCGGAGGACCUGCUGCAGCUCUUCUUCCCCCAGGAGCUGUCGAUGGCGCUUUGGGGCAUCGCGAAGCUUGUGGGCCGAAGGAGCCGCACAAGCUCCGGCACCCAAGUUGAUGACAUCGAGAGGUUCGCGGCCGCCGUGGCGAGGGAAGGGCAGCAGCGCAUCGCGGACUUCAGCCCGCAGGGCGUCUCCAUUGUCGCCUGGGCACUGGCCACUUUGGACCUGGCGGAUUUGCCGGAGACCUUCCGCUUCUUCGAGGCGGCCACGGAGGUGGCAGCGAGAGAGAUUGAGCAGUAUCCGCCGCAGGCAAUUGCCAAUUUGUGCUGGGCGUUGAAUCGAGUCCGCUACAAGCACAGCGUGCUCUCCAGUUUCGGCAAGGCGGCUGCACUGGAAGCACAGAAGCGGAUGGACCAUUUCUCUUGGCAGGACUUUUCAGGCAUCCUCAGCGCCUUGAUGAACCUGGGGCCGCAAGUGUCUGAGGAGGUGCGGAGCCUGGCUAAGAAACUCGUGGAGAAAGCAAGCAAGGAAUGUUCCAAGAUUGGAACACAGGCGAUCCUGAAUCUUGCUCUCUCUGCUGUCCGACUCAGACUUGAAACGGAGGUUGUGAGGCCGCUGGCACUGGGCAUUAGCGAAACCUUUGCAGUCCGCGGCCAGAGCCUGAACGACAUCGACAUGAGGCAGUGGCAGGAGAUCCAGCGCUAUGUUGGCUUGGAAGGUGGCUUCGAGAAAGGCAGGAGGAGCAACCGAGGCAACAGGAGGAAGCGGCUGUGAUGCCCCAUGGCCACGAGGAUGAUGAUCCCUCGUCAGAUCGAACCAGACAAGGCCAGUGCUUUGGGGUUGUGGCAAGAGGCCCAAUGCCACAUAGCUUUUGUCAUAUUUGACCACAUCCCAGUGGAGAGCCAGCUGUGCAGAGGCAAUGCUUUCCUUGAUCCGCCCACGCUGUUUUGAUCAGCGGCCCAUGGAUUUUGCUGGCCCGAGGGUUUUCCGAGGCGCCUAAAAUGGGGCCGCGAGGACACCACUUGGUCCCGGGAUUGGUUCUCGGUUCAAGAGCUGCCUGCGGGCUUGCUCGACAUUUGUGGGGCUAUGGAGACCAAUCAUUCUUCCAUGUUUUUGUCACACCCUGGGACUGCACAGCUUGACA
This is a messenger RNA of Effrenium voratum, 1841 nucleotides long. The record is from the annotation of a GenBank genome assembly. Lineage: Eukaryota; Dinophyceae; Suessiales; Symbiodiniaceae.